GCCGGCUCCGCCUUGCGCCGCCCCGCGGCUCCCUGCCCCGGCCGCCUCCGCCCCGCGGGAGGGCACCGGGGCGCGGCGCGGUGACGGGGCGGGAUGGCGGAGCUCUACGUGAAGCCGGGGAACAAGGAGCGCGGCUGGAACGACCCUCCCCAGUUCUCCUACGGGCUGCAGGCGCAGGGCGCGGGCCCCAGGCGAGCCCCGCUCACUCGCCGGGUGCCCGCCCCGGGAGCCCUCCCAGGUGCUCCUCCGGACAAUGCCCCUGCUGCAUCCGCAGCACUGCCCCCCAAACUGCUGGGGCCACCCCCGCUUGGGCCUGUUAACCUUGCCCUGAGGACAGAGAGUGCCAGGCCGGCUGCAGAGGAGAGCUCUGAGGGCGGCGAUGUGCCAGCAGAUGCUGUCCUUGGCCCUCUGAGGGAGACCCUUGCCAACUGUCGGCCCACGAUGCAGAAACAAGUGGGUGAUGACAUUGGGCGGCGUCUGACAGUGCUCGGAGAGGCGUGGUCUCAGGGGAAGCUGUCGGCCCCCGUGAAGAAGAGGAUGAGCCUCCUGGUGCAAGAGCUCCAGCAAUGCCACUGGGACGCAGCAGAUGAAAUCCACCGCUCCCUCAUGGUGGACCAUGUGAAUGAGGUGAGCCAGUGGCUGGUAGGCGUCAAGCGCCUGAUAGCCGAGACAAGGAAACUGCCUGCCGUGGAACCGGCUGCACCGAGGGAUGACAGCACUGAGGCCGAGCCUGACCAGGAGGCUUCCUGAAGCCAAGCACGGAGCUGCAGACCCCAAGCAGGGCAGCCUCUGCCUCCAGGUGCCAGCAGAAAGAACUCCCAGGAGGGGCAACCCUCCUGGCUCUCAGCGCUCUCCUAAGGGGGAUUUUACUCACUGCAACAUUUCAGUGGCAAUUCACUACAUGUUAAUAAAUAGCACGAAUCUGCCCCUGA
Messenger RNA from Cygnus atratus (black swan), 932 nucleotides. It is a transcript of the gene SRA1, whose product is annotated as steroid receptor RNA activator 1. Bases 94 to 750 code for a protein of 218 amino acids. Gene Ontology annotation, cellular component: nucleus. The transcript is spliced from 5 exons. Gene Ontology annotation, biological process: regulation of transcription by RNA polymerase II. Lineage: Eukaryota; Metazoa; Chordata; Aves; Anseriformes; Anatidae. The record is from RefSeq and is a predicted model, not a curated record.